Molecule: messenger RNA, 414 nt
Organism: Diaporthe citri
Lineage: Eukaryota; Fungi; Ascomycota; Sordariomycetes; Diaporthales; Diaporthaceae
Exons: 1
Coding region: 1-414 (137 amino acids)
Source: RefSeq, a predicted model, not a curated record
AUGAUCCCCAAGUCCCAAAAGGCGACGCACGCGCCUCAGGCUAUGAAUACCCUUGAAAGUUCAGGGCCGAGUGCGGGACAAGAUUUGAUGGAAGAGAUCAAGAAGUCGGUCUUCGCCGAGUCCGCUGGCAAAUAUGGUGUCCUCAGAUGUUUUGUCCGCGUUGCCAAAGCAGAGCAGCUCGGCGUGGACCACGACAGCUUCAACGGUCUCUGCUGGGAGUUCUCUUCAGCGGGCAAGUUGGCUAGGCACUUCAUCUCUUUGCAUCUCGACGCCCUCCCUGCAGACGCGAUGUUUGUUUGUCCUAUGUGCCAAAAGACUCUGAUCCAUAAGAAGCAUGUUCAGAACCACAGCGACAAGGUCCAUGGGAUUUGCAUGGAUAUCAUCUUCACAAGACCACCGAAGAAGAGAAACUGA